Molecule: messenger RNA, 583 nt
Organism: Aphanomyces invadans
Lineage: Eukaryota; Oomycota; Saprolegniomycetes; Saprolegniales; Verrucalvaceae
Exons: 1
Coding region: 20-421 (133 amino acids)
Source: RefSeq, a predicted model, not a curated record
UCGUCGUUCGGCCAAUUCCAUGGUGACUAGCGUCGUGAAGGUGCACCAGUUCAGCAUGGCUGUGAGCGGCCUCCUUUGCACAAUCGCCGCCGUGUGGAGCUUUGUCAAUGAUUCGUAUGGUGGCUCGUUUCAAGGCAGCGUCGCGCGGAUCUCGCUGAGGGUGUUCCAGAUUGCGUUGUCUCUCGUUCUGCUUGCCACGACCGGUUUGGGUCUCAAGCGACCGCUCAAGUGGUUUGGACUGUUGGAGAGCUACGUCGGAAGUGGCUUGUACGCGAUUUUCCUCGGGUUCUUCACCCUGAGCCUCGGCAACGACUUUGGGCUCUAUUCCACCAUCACGAUCCUCGUCGUGGGAUUUCUCAGCGUUUGCUACGGCUUGAUCGUCAAGGACGAAAGCCACGACUAUCCUCCUCUCCUUGCCUAAACCUGCGUCUUUAGAAGGGGAGGUGGCCGUAAUAAUUCAUGGAACCACGUCUUUGGAUCUUUGGCCGCUUGAAUCGGCAUGUUCCUCUUGUUUUUCGUGGCGAAAUGGAUACGAUUGCGUCCUUGAUGACGAUACAUAUUAACAUUGAGUACCAUGUCCAGC